This is a messenger RNA of Moneuplotes crassus, 1558 nucleotides long. Lineage: Eukaryota; Ciliophora; Spirotrichea; Euplotida; Euplotidae. The record is from the annotation of a GenBank genome assembly.
UUUUGAGGGGAUUUUGGGUGAUAAAUGAGUUAGAUUUAGGAGCAAUAAGAGGCAUUCUGCAGUGGUUAUUCCUGAGAAUAGGAAUGAGUUAGCUAAGGUUUUGUCUCCAGAGUUGCAGAAAUAUAAUGAAGUUCUUGAUAAUAUAUACUUAAAAGAGUUGAAAGAAAGGAAUAUAGAGGAAGCUACUAUCCAAAAUGAGUUUAAUGUAAAGAUCCCAAAAGACCCAUUUGAAGCAUCUAUGUAUGAAAUGCUGUAUUCUAAAUACAAGUUAAACCCUUCUUAUGGUGAUGAAAAUAGGUCUUCCUUUAUAACAGAAAUAUUAGGAAACCCCAAAGUCAAUUUAGAAGCCAAAAAGGGAUCUAAGCAAAAGAAGCGGAUGACUUUUCUUAAAGAUCCUAAUUUUGUAAGAAAGAAUAGAAUCCUUCAGAUGUGUAACGAUAAUAAAGCUUUUUAUACUUUUAAAUAAGUUGAAUGACUUAACUGGGACAAACAACAAAUAAGGAAACUCAGAGAGAGAUUAAAGAGAAACAAACCGUUGAAGAAGUUAUCAAACUGAUUAAGAAGAAGAUGAAGAACUCCAAAGAAAGAAGUCUAGAGAAAGAAAAAUCAGAUUUGAAGCCACCAACUCCUGCCCAUGAAGAUUAUGAUGAGUAUUCUUUUGUACCAGAUUCGGUACCAAUGAAGAAAAAGAGGAAGGAUUUCUGGGGGAAUCUAUCGAAUAUUAGACCAAGUUUCAAGCCUCAGCCCCAUAAGACAUCCACUACAGUAAAGGAGAAGGAAGGGAAAUAAAGUAAGGUUCUUACCAACCCAAAAUGAAGAUCUAAAUUUUUGAAGGAGGAUGCAUAAUCGUAGCGCAAGUAUAAGUUAUAAUUUGAGAAAUACCUUACAUCAGAAAUAUCAGGAUUCAAUUUCAAAACCAUUGAGUUGGAGAAGAGAAAAGAAGAACUUGGCUAUAAAUACAGAUAGUAAGAAUCUCCCCUCUUUUCCUUCAAAAUCUAAGACAUCUACUCCGCUGACUGCUCAGAAUUGGUUGACUGGCUAUAAUAUUUAUCAGAAAGCUAAAUCCCAUAAUCUGACUUAUCUUCUAAAGAAGAGUAAAGGUUCAUCAAGGCGGAAAUAGAGCUGAUAACAGCUACAGAGCUUCUAGUUGUAUUGAGAAAGACAGAAUACAGCGUAUUAAAUUUAAAAAGCUAAACUCAAGGCACUCAAGCACUGCAAACAAAAUUGUCCUUGAUUGAGACAACGAGAAAGAUAAUGAUUGCAGUGAUGUCCUCCAAAAGAACCUCUUCGACCUCUUCAUUGAGGAAAUGAGGAAGGAUAAAUUCCAGCAAACAAUGGAAAUAAUCCAAAAACUUGAAGGGACCCAAUCAGAAUCUAUUCGAAGAUUAUUCUACCUUAUGAAGAACUUCAUUAUCGGUGAGCGGCAUCAGGCUGAAAGUAUCCGAAAGGAGUUUAGAUCAGGAAUGAUGGACCCUACCAGGAAGGCUGCUCUAUAUGAACUAAUUCUCAACUCAAAGAGACAUUCAGGUUAAUAUACUUAUUUUUAAUUUCAACGUGG